This is a messenger RNA of Magnolia sinica, 1708 nucleotides long. RefSeq names its product heat stress transcription factor B-2b-like. Lineage: Eukaryota; Viridiplantae; Streptophyta; Magnoliopsida; Magnoliales; Magnoliaceae. Gene Ontology annotation, biological process: regulation of transcription by RNA polymerase II. Gene Ontology annotation, cellular component: nucleus. The transcript is spliced from 2 exons. The coding region runs from base 481 to 1419 and encodes 312 amino acids. The record is from RefSeq and is a predicted model, not a curated record. Gene Ontology annotation, molecular function: DNA-binding transcription factor activity; RNA polymerase II cis-regulatory region sequence-specific DNA binding.
AACUAUCUCUUCCGUAUGAUUUUCUUAUGGUCGUGCUUUCAAAAUAGGGUACACAAAAUGGACGGCUUCGAUCAUCUGAUCACAUCACCAUGUAGGCCCCAGUGACCGACAAUACACGGUAGAAUCUAAAUCGCGACAGAUGCAAACCGAACUCUUCGGGAAAGGUCGUACCGGAGCUUCUCGUGCUUUCCAUUCCUUUUGGAUGCCUAGAUAAAUGGUGGGGCCCGCUGUCUCUCUCUCCUUCUCUCGGUUUCUGCUUCCAUCAUUUCACCCCAAGAUAGGAAGAAGAAGAACGUUCUAGAAACUAACAAAAACCCCAAACUCCCUCCUCUCGUUUCCUCUCCUCUCGAUACUCCGCCAUCGACAUCCGGCAAAUCAUCGCCUUCUUCUCAUUGAAAUCAUCGCUUACAGAUCGUUUCAUUUCUAGAGAGGGAUAGAUCGAUUGAGAUCUCUAUCCCUUUAAGAGAUUGAUCGACGGCCAUGGCCCCUCCCGUCGAACAGAAGGGCGAAUCGACGGCUGCAGAUCCACCGCACAGAUCUCUCCCGACGCCAUUCCUGACGAAGACCUACCAGCUCGUCGACGAUUCGUCCGUAGAUGACGUCAUCUCGUGGAACGACGACGGAUCGAGCUUCAUCGUGUGGCGCCCGGCCGAGUUCGCCAGAGACAUUCUUCCCAAAUAUUUCAAGCACAACAACUUCUCCAGCUUCGUACGCCAGCUCAACACCUACGGUUUCCGAAAGGUCGUACCCGAUCGGUGGGAAUUCGCCAACGACUGCUUCCGCCGAGGCGAGAAGCGUCUGCUGUGCGACAUACACCGCCGGAAGAUCUCGCCGUCUCAGCCGACGACGGCUGUGGUUGCGGUGGCUCGCGCCGGAUCGCCGACGAAUUCCGGCGAAGAACCAGUAGUCUCGUCGAGUUCAUCCCCACCACCAGCCACGGCCAGUGGCGACGGGAUCAGAAGCGCGGCGGAGCUGAUGGAGGAGAACGAGCGUCUGAGGAAGGAGAACGCCCAUCUGUCGCAGGAGCUGGGGCAGAUGAAGAGCCUCUGCGAUAACAUCCUGGCUUUGAUGACGGAUUACGCUAGCCGUCAGACGGAGGAGGGCAGUUUUCCGGCGGAGAAACCGCCCGUGAAGCGGUUUCGCGGCGAGUCUGACGGUAACGGCAUCGGUCAGGGCCUAGGGAAGGAGGAGGAGGAGCCAAGUCGGAGUCGGAGUCGGAGCCCGAGUCCGAAUCCAAAUCCAAAUCCUAGGCUGUUCGGGGUUUCCAUCGGCGCGAAGCGUGCGAGAGAAGAAGAGGACGGGGAGGAGGAAAAGGAGAGGGUUGAGAUAAAAUCUGAGCCGUUGGAUUCGAGCUCAGAUCAUGGGGACCGUACGUGGCUGAAAUAUAGCUACCGAUCCAACCACCGAGUCUACGAUUGAUCCACGAAGAGGUGGAAAUAUCUAGAUUCCUUCUCACGUGGUGUCGCACGUGUAAGUGGGCCCAAUCGCGGUGGCUGAAGUUGGGCUCGGAAAUAGCGCCUCAAAGCAUCAGACGAUUGAAUUUUCAAGCGCGUCAUUCAAUCGGACGGUUGGGACUUUUGGCUUGUUGGGCUGGUAUUGGGCUUGUAAGAUGGGCUAGACUUGUAGUUAUCGGCAAUUGCUUUAGAAGGUAAUGCCACGUGUCGAGAUCCUAAUAGCGAAAUGAUAAAGCUGUCUCUUUUCUGGAUUA